ACCAGCCUUAAAUCGAAAGAAAGAUCAACAAACCCCCCAAACAUGGCUGUUUUUAAAAAUAAACAAAUCUGUUUUUAGUUUACCCAACUCAAGCGGAUAUGACAUGGUCAAUUAAAGACAAAUAAGUUGGAAUUAUGUGUUCAAAGUAUAUCCAAGAUAUAAAAGUACUUGGAUUAGAAAAAAUCAGAAAAGACAUAGCCGGGAAGAGAUAUGAGUUUGUUCUGCGUGUAACAUGGAGUAAUAAUGCAGAAGCCACAAUAUACAGACCACACAGCAUGUUUUUUGAUUUUCAGGGAGUACUUACAGAAAUGUUUAAAAAUGAGAAAAUCCCAAGUGCUCCUGUUGUCAAGUUCCAUUGGGCACUUCUUGGUAAACUAGGACAUGAAAAAGAAUGCAAGAGCAUGGAGGAAUUUUGCUUGAAAAUAAUUCGGCUGCCACCUGUUGUUUCAUCAGCAUCAAUCGUACUUCAUUUUUUCGAAACCUGGGGAACUGAUUUAAGAACCAAUCAAAAAUCAUCGGAGCUAUUCGACCCAGUUGUUGGCAGGCCCAGCAUACAAUCUUCACAAGAAAGAGGAAGGACUAACCAGAUUUCAGAUGAAAAAGAAGAUCAAUAUCAGAUUGUUGCUGACUAUCAAGCAACAAAUGUUGGUGAAAUUUCAUUAAUUGAAGGAAAACAAGUCACAAUAAUAGAAAAAAAUGAAAGAGGUUGGUGGUUCAUAGCUGAUGAUACUGGAAAGCAAGGUUGGGCACCUGCUACGUACUUAGAACCGAUUGUAGCAAGCAGUGAUGAUUUGGGCUACGAUUGGGUGUCGGUCAGGGAUUCUAAUGGAAAAGGCGAACAGUAUGUUGCAAUGAUCUCAUAUGAUGCACAAAAUAAUGACGAACUAUCUUACAAAGCUCAAGAACAAAUAGAAGUUUUGGAGAAAAGUAAUUAUGGUUGGUGGAGAGUACGGAUAAAUGAUAAAAUUGGUAUUACACCAGCAACAAACCUUCAAAGAGUUGAUGACACUUGUAUUUAUCAAAGUGCAGAUGAACUUAAAACAAGGGCUGUUUCCAUAUCUAGUGCAAGUGGAUUGUAUGCUGUUAUUAGAAAACCACCACCACGAAGAGAAUCAGUGAGAAGUCGUUCAUCUUCUGGUAUUUCUCAAUUACAAUCACCAGCUGGUUCGUUAAAGAAUUCUACAAAUGGUUUAACAGGAAAGAAACCUUCAAGAUUUGUGUACAGUGCAGCAUCAUUUGCGGGUGGGAAAUUUGUUAUUGGAGACGAUGAAAAAGUGAACAGUCAAGAACAAGAUUCGAAAGAACUAUCAAAUACUGAUGAGUCAGCACAAAAUGGUGACAUGUAUGUCAAUGUUAAUUCUGAAUCGUUGAAGAAAAAUAAUUCCCUCACACCGAUGAAAUCUGUUCGCAGCAAGUCAACAGAAGAUGCACUGCUUUCGAUCCAUUUAAAUCAAUUUCAACCCAACAUGCACCCAUCAUAUGCUAAUCGAAGAUUUAGUAAACCUGGUGAAGGGAACGAAGUUGAAUUUUAUUCCGCUUUGUUGGAUUACAUACCGACCGGUAAAAAGAAAGAAGAUAUAGCCCUACAAAAGGGAGACAUAGUACAACUCAUCUCUACUGAUUCUGGCUGGAUGUUUGUCGUACGGAUGAACGGUGAAGGUGAAAGGAAAGGCUGGGUACCUGAAAACUAUUUGGAACGUAGAUAUGAUAUCGACUUAGAGGCGUUGUCAUCUAAAGGGAGUGAUCCAAGACCCAAACCACGCCCAAGACCAGCACCUAGACCCAAAAAUAAACUACUAGACCAAAACCAGCCUGCUCGAGGGCCACCGGCUCCACCUAGGCGUGUUUCGUUAGCUGAAACCAUGGAGGGAAGGCCCUUACCACCCAUUAGUCACUCACCCGACUCUCGCAGUAAUGUAGCAAAGAAAAUGGCCAACAGACCACCUCUACCUGCUCCGCUGCUAGAUGAUAUUAAACAUAUACGAAAAUAUGAAGAAGAUACACAGGAAGAAGAUUUUUACGAUGAACCGGAAACGCAAUUACGAUCAGUGUACGAUUGCGAACCAUGGUAUUUUGGAAAGAUGUCACGUGCCGAUGCUGAGCGAGUUCUCGGAACAUAUGGUCGACAACUUGAAUUUCUCGUGCGAGACAGUCAAAGGCUGGCAGGUUCCUAUGCCUUAUCAGUGAAAUACUGCUACAGAAUCCGUCAUUUUCCUAUCAAGUUAACCAAAGACCAAGGUUAUUUAAUUGGAAACUUCACCUUUCCAAAUUUAAUUGAUAUUAUUGCCCAUUAUCAGAAACACCCGAUAUUUUUUUCCGAACAUAAAGAACCAAUCAUACUUGGUAAAUGUUUCCCGAAAGAAAACUGGCCGGGAAAGUAAUUAUUGUCGGAAGAGAUAAUUUAUCAUUAUCGUAAAACGACGAAUUGAAUAAAUCUUUGAAUGCACUAGCUAAGAUAAAUUUACCGCCGCUGGUUAGACGUCAAAGCAUCGCGCGUGUGAUUUAAUUUAAUAGAAGGUCAACAUACGUUUUUCUAAGCAUCAUCUACCCAAGGUUGUGUGAUGUUUCGUAUCCUUUUGUUUUUUUUAUAUAUUUUACGUUAUUCUUCAUAGCUUUUACUUUCGGAACGUGUACAAAUUUUAACAGUGAAUUUUGUACUUACUACGUGAAAGCUAUCGAUGCUUCGUAUUGCGUGUAGAGACAUGUAUCGCUUUUUUGUAUAUCACUAUUUUACAUGGAGUAAAAGCGUUUUUUGUUACUUUGGCGAAAAAUUUCAGUUUUUUACUUGUAUUUACUGUGAAUAUAUAAAAAUUUUGAUUAGUUUUAUUAUUUCAUUUUUUUUUUUUUUUUGCUAUGAGUUACGAAAACUUUCAUUUAUAUAUUUUUGUACAUGAGUCAAACAAAAAAUUUUAUUUUUAUUGAUUAACUGCUUCAUAUUACAAAAUUGCGCCUACUACUGCUUAAAUUAUAUUUCAUGUACGCCACUAAAGUUAACUAUUUCGUAGCGACAGCUCACAACGCUUAUUCUCAUGUUUGGAAUAAUACGAAGCUGAAACAACUUAAAAUUUACGUCACCAGAUUAUGAAACCCAAUCAUUAGGCUUAGUAAAGAAUGAUGCAACUCGUUUUUCGCAAUAUCCGAUCUGUUUCUGUUUUUGGAAUAUUAUGUCCAGUAUAUUCACAGCACAUCUAUAUUUUGCUAAUUCGUCAGCCCAUGGAAACCACGGGUUCGCUUGCCGUAUAAAUCCGGUCAUUAGAUUUUUCACGUCGUACGUAUUCCGGUCAUUAUUUUAUACAGGCUUAUAUAUAUGAAACUUCAAUAACUAUAAAAGCUACACAGAUUAGUAUAAAAAGCUUUAGGAAUCCCGCCGGACUAAAUUGGGUCAAAGAAUUGCUAGAAAGUAAUCAGAGUUUUAAAAUUUUUGUCCACGUAAAGCACAUAAUUUCUGUUUUUAAUUUAUAUACAAUCCUAGAUUGAAUUUUAAAAUAUAUUGUUUCCAUUGUGGAGGUUUUUAUGGUAACCGCAAUUUUAUCCUCGAUCUAAAAAUGUUUCUGUUUUGUUAUAUUUUAAGAAAUUGAAUUAAUUUUGUAAAGUUUUUAUCGAUGCAAUUUUAAAAUAGAUAUGAUAUAUUUUUGUACAAAUACAUUAUUUUCAAUAUUAUGUUAAACUGUA
Molecule: messenger RNA, 3672 nt
Organism: Hydractinia symbiolongicarpus
Lineage: Eukaryota; Metazoa; Cnidaria; Hydrozoa; Anthoathecata; Hydractiniidae
Product: SH3 and PX domain-containing protein 2A-like
Exons: 23
Coding region: 135-2381 (748 amino acids)
Biological process (GO): superoxide anion generation
Molecular function (GO): superoxide-generating NADPH oxidase activator activity; phosphatidylinositol binding; protein binding
Source: RefSeq, a predicted model, not a curated record